Messenger RNA from Podarcis raffonei (Aeolian wall lizard), 1475 nucleotides. Its product is annotated as lymphocyte antigen 6E-like. NCBI's taxonomy places the organism in Eukaryota, Metazoa, Chordata, Lepidosauria, Squamata, Lacertidae. Bases 662 to 1027 code for a protein of 121 amino acids. The record is from RefSeq and is a predicted model, not a curated record. The transcript has 3 exons.
GGGGGUCACGAAGAGUCCAACACGACUAAGCGACUAAACAACAAAACAACAAUGUUUUCAUCUGCUUACAGUGUUCUCCUAAAUAAAUUAUAAUCCCCCCCCCAUUCUUUCUUGAAGUUUUUGAAUUCUUGGUCCUUGAGCUUUGCAGUCAGUUUUGCCAUUUCGGAGUAGACUUAACAGCUUGGUUUGCCAAUCCUCUCCAGAGAGGAUGCAUAAUUUUCUCAUUUUUUUUAUUUUGGGACGAGCGCUUUGGGUCUUGUUUUAUUGCUGUAUUUUUAUAUUGGGCUCUCUGCAUCCUGUUUCUAUUUUUACCUUGCAUGAGGCACCGUAAAAAGCGAUGAAAGAAUGAGGAUAAUGAUGGUGAUGAAAAACAAAAAAAAUUACAGACUCCAAGGACUUUAUUAUACCAGCGAGAAGGGCUUGCAAGCAAUAGCCGGAGAGGCUUGAGCCCAGCAUCUCUUGAUGCAGGAAUUAGGCGCUGACUGUAGAAGACAGCGACACCCGAAAACUAUUUAAAAGCAACGCUGAGGCUAUUGUGAGUGGUGCAAUCCUGAUUUAGAUCCCGGUCCUGUGAACGCCAGACUUUACGGUGACCGAAGCUGAAUUUAGGGCGUGCCUGUAUAUAUUCUGCGAAGGAGCUUCCUCUUGUCAUCAGAGGAAGAUGAGGAUCCUUCUGGUUACGGUUUUGGCUGCCGUCCUUUGGUCAGGCAAAGCUCUCUCGCUGAAAUGCUACUCUUGCAGCACGCAUUCCAACAGCUCCUACUGCAUGAUUCCCACGGUGUGCUCAGAGCUUGACAAGUACUGCAAGACCACAGUUGGGACAUCGGAGACGGGCUCCUCAAGCACGGCACAUGUCUCCAAGACGUGCGCGGCGGAAUGCACCGAAACCAACCACCACGGCGUUUCCACAUCCUGCUGCCAGAGAGACUUUUGCAACCGGAACGGAGCAGCCAGAACGUGGCUUGGCAUCGUGGAGCUGGCCAUCGUGGUUCCUCUUGCCAGCGCAAUUCUCUGGGUUGGACCUUGAAGCUUCAGGCAAAGAACUUUCACCCAGAUGGUUCUCCUUUUCUAUUUGUGGGGCUAUAAAAUUAUAGAUCACAUUCAAUAGGGGGCACUGGGGGCUGGAAAAUUUAAUUCUAAGUGCAUUUCAAAGGAACAUUCCUGCCCUAAGUGCAUUUUCUCUGAAGUUAAAGUCCUGUGGAUUUGAUACAACUAAAUUUGAGCCUCCUUAGGAUUCUCCAGUCUUGUUUUAAUUCCCAGCCUCGAUCGGUUAUCAUCUGUGUGUGAAAAGUGUGUUUUCAUCAAUAAAACACAGGGGUCCAGUAGUGGGAAGUGGAUGUAAGCUUGACAAUCUUUGGGGCUUCUUUUGGAGAGGGAUCCACGAGCCUGUUGAUCUCGUUUCCUCGCUUUCCCAACCUUAAAUUUAGUUCUCCGCAUUGCUGCAUUCGCCUGUGAUUUUUAAAAAGCCCUCUCAA